AUGGGUUCCAAUAAGAUCUGGCUCCGGGCUGAGACUAAGCCCGCAGAAGCGCGCUCUGCUUUGACUCCUACCACCUGCAAGGCUCUCAUUGAUGCUGGGUAUGAGGUGACUGUUGAGCGCUCUACCCAGCGUAUUUUUGAUGAUGAGGAAUUCACAAAGAUUGGCGCUCCUCUCGUCGAGGAAGGUUCCUGGGUGAAGGAUGCCCCCAAGGACGCAUACAUCCUGGGUCUCAAGGAGCUCCCCGAGGACGACUUCCCGCUUGAGCACGUUCACAUCUCCUUUGCGCACUGCUACAAGGGCCAGGGUGGCUGGGAGCAGGUUCUGAGCCGGUGGCCCCGUGGUGGUGGUACUCUUCUGGACCUGGAGUUCCUUACCGAUGAUGUUGGUCGACGAGUUGCUGCUUUUGGUUUCUCUGCUGGUUAUGCCGGUGCCGCUUUGGCUGUCAAGAACUGGGCCUGGCAAUUGACGCAUCCUGAGGGCGAGCCUCUUACUGGCGAGACUCCUUACGCGAACCAGGACCUUCUGAUUGAGUCUGUUAAGGCAUCGCUUCAGGCUGGCCAGAAGCAGUCCGGCAGGUCGCCGAAGAUUCUGGUUAUCGGUGCUCUCGGACGUUGCGGCAAGGGUGCUGUCCAACUGGCCAAGGAUGUUGGUAUUCCUGAUACCGACAUCAUCAAGUGGGAUAUGGAGGAGACCAAGAAGGGUGGUCCCUUCAAGGAGAUUGUUGAGGAAUCUGAUAUUUUUGUGAACUGCAUUUACCUGUCCUCCAAGAUCCCUCACUUUGUGAACGUUGAGAGCCUUGACACUCCCAAGCGUCGCUUGUCUGUUAUCUGCGACGUUAGCGCUGAUACCACGAACCCGAACAACCCGAUCCCUGUCUACAACAUCACCACCACCUUCGAUAAGCCCACGGUACCUGUGAGCCUGCCAGGCGGCAGCCAGGGCACGCCCCUCAGCGUGAUCAGCAUUGAUCACCUCCCGUCGCUUCUUCCCCGUGAGAGCUCCGAGAUGUUCAGCGAAGCUCUGAUGCCAAGCUUGCUUCAGCUCAAGGACCGUGAGAAUGCGCGCGUCUGGAAGCAGGCCGAGGAGCUCUUCAACGAGAAGGUUGCAACCCUGCCACAAUAA
Molecule: messenger RNA, 1122 nt
Organism: Aspergillus puulaauensis
Lineage: Eukaryota; Fungi; Ascomycota; Eurotiomycetes; Eurotiales; Aspergillaceae
Gene: lys1
Product: saccharopine dehydrogenase (NAD+, L-lysine-forming)
Exons: 10
Coding region: 1-1122 (373 amino acids)
Cellular component (GO): cytoplasm
Molecular function (GO): saccharopine dehydrogenase (NAD+, L-lysine-forming) activity
Source: RefSeq, a predicted model, not a curated record